AUGACCUAUGUAGCAUCGGCUUUGGACUAUCUCCAUAACGGUUAUUCAGAGCCACUGGUGCAUUGUGAUUUGAAGCCUAGCAAUGUUUUGCUAGAUCAAAACAUGGUUGGCCAUUUAAGUGAUUUUGGUAUUGCAAAACUGUUAGGUAUAGAGGAUAGUCCUAGACAAACUAAGACUAUUGGGACCAUUGGAUACAUUGCGCCAGGACAAGAUGGACUUGUAUCAACAAGUUGCGACGUGUAUAACUUUGGUGUUGUGAUGUUGGAAGCAUUCAUGAGGAGGAGGCCUGACGAUGAAAUGUUUACUGGAGAUUUAAGCAUAAGAAAUUGGGUGAACGACUCGUUUUCAUGGUCUGCCUUCUUCGCGAUUGCGGACAAGCCCUCGCGAUUGCGAAAGCAAAAGUCACGAACCCAGAAAAUGUCCUCUUCGCGAUCGCGAGAAGACACUCGUGAACGCGAUGCACUGAGCCGCCCUCUCAUCGUGAACGCGUGCCCCCACUCGCGAACGCGAAAGGCAACUGGGUUGCCUGGGACCUGGCCCAGAUCCAAAAAUCGAAAAAUCGAUGGGGAUUUGGGAGACGAGGUUAAGGGGCUUGGAAAAAAGAGGGAACAAGGAUUGUUUGGUGAAAAUUUGGAGCCGUUUGAAGGUUGGCCGCCGCCGUGGGCGAUUUCCGACGGCAGCAUGAUGCGGAGGUUAAGAGAGAGGAGAGGUGGUCUGUUAGUCUUUGGGGGGCAGGGUGAUCAGUUCGGACAGUUAAAUGUGAAUAAGGGAUUGAAUCCUGGCCAUUGGAUGGGGUUUGAUUGA
Nicotiana tabacum (common tobacco) is the source of this 804-nucleotide messenger RNA. The record is from RefSeq and is a predicted model, not a curated record. Lineage: Eukaryota; Viridiplantae; Streptophyta; Magnoliopsida; Solanales; Solanaceae.